AUGUCUAAAUUACGACACUUUAACAGCAGGUCUAUCGAUGAUUUCGCGAUAGAUUUUGAUUUAAAAAGCAAAAUUGGGGAAGGAGCGUUUUCUGAAGUAUGGCUGUGCAUCCAACGAGACAACGAAAAGGAAUAUGCGGCGAAAAUAUUGAAAAAGAAUUACGGGAAAACCAUGGAUGAGGACGCGUGGAAUGAUAUAUCCGAAGUGAACAUAUUGAAGUCAAUUUUACCUCAUCCGUUCCUGUUAAUGAUGGAUAUGUGUUACCACGAAACGGGACUAGGAAGAGUCAUUUUGAUUUCGGAGCUAAUGAAAAAAUCGUUGUACGACGUAAUCGAAGCAGGCGAAUGUCCUCUAUCGGAUUUUCGCAUAAAAACUUACAUAUAUCAAAUGUUAGAAGGUAUGUAAGUACAUAAGUACUUCGUAAAUAUUACCUUUAUAUCUGUAUGUACAUACGUAUUACAGAGAAAAUCCGAAAUCUGUUCAGUGGCCGCCACACACCCAUCUAUAACUGCACUGUCUUAUUGUCUUAUACACGCACGACAUGGUAAAUUUGCGUUUAGUAAAACAAAUUUAAUGUUGUUAGUUUUAAUAUUAGAGUGAAUUAUACUUAUUGAACUAUUACUAAUUUGAAUGGUAAGAACAUAAACUGUGUUCCUAUAUCAGUGUUUUUGCGACACCUAAUUGCAUUUCCACGCGAAAUACUAAUAUGUUAAAUACUAAAAUAUUAUAAAUUAAAAACGCUAAUAUCUUAUUUAAAAAAUAAAACCCAAAAUGUUCUUAACUUUAAAUUCAGUGUAAGAUUAAUUCAGUCUAAAAUUAAAACUAAAUUUGCCUUACUGAACGAACAUUUACUAUAUCGUGCGUUUGUUGGACGCUCGGAAACAAUUGGUGCGAGUGUAGCGUUCUCUUAAAACUAGGAUUUAGUAGAAAAAAUUGAAGUAGGUAAUAUAAACCGCAGUAUUGGAUUUAAUGGUAGAAUCGAGAGGGUCCAGUCUCCCCUCCCAUUAACUUAACGUCUAGGUAAACAUUUUUUUAAAAAACCUGUACGUCUAUGGAAGCAUUCAUAUUUUCUUAACAUACGUCAACUUUUACUAAUUAUUUCAGUAUUACUUGUAACAACGUCUACAAGUGACAGGAGAGGUCUUUUUCAACUUUGAAAAGGAUUACAUUUUUAAAAUGACGGUGAGAGAAAAUCAUACAAAUGAGCUGGCAUUAUGAAAUACCCAUAAGAAAAUUAUUGUAAAACUGGAAAAUGGUAUAGAUUUAUUCGCUAAACACUCCUAGUCGUUUAUUAUAAUAUAUUAGAUAUAUUAUUAUUAUUAUUUAUUUUAUUAUACAAAUAUUUUUAAUUUCCAUUUUUACUACUAAUACUAAAUUAAACCAAAUUAUACUCAAAUUUUUAAAUGCUAAAUUUAGGUACUAUAAUAACGUUUUUUUUUUUUUAUUUAUUAAUUUCAUAUAUGUUAUACUUAAUACUUUUAUGUAAAACUUUAGGUUCCACCCCCUAAAAAAGUUGAUUUAAACUAAUACUCCAGCGAUUCCCUACCCAUAGGCCCAGAGGUGUAGCUAGAAAUAUUUUUCUGGGUAGGCCAGAUAAAAUAAGAUAAAUUUUUGAAUAGGAAGACUACUAAAACAAAUUUUUGAUUUUAAAAUUGUGUUAAUUUUCGGAGAAAAAUGGGUAGGCCCGGGCCUACCAGGCUUACCCACUGGCUACGCUACUGCAUGGGCUGUGGUCAAUGUGAUACUGGUCCACAGACGCUGGUCGAGGACAUAAGCCAAUGGUUGGAAAAUUUAAAAAAAUGUAUAUUAUUUUAAUCUAAACGUCUAUGUUAAAUAUUUUGAUCGAGAUUUAAUAAUAAUCCCACAAUUAUCGCCAUCGUACAAUUGUAUUGAUUAUCGUUUUCUCAUACAGUUGUCUAGAAUAUUUUUGUCAUUUUUAUCGUAUUUUAUCAUGCUUAGCCUAGAAUGUGGACAAGUUGAUAUAGUUGAUCCCGAUAUUGAUUAUCCUGUAAGAGAAAAACAAUAUAAAAUAUCGCAUUGAUUUUAUUUUAACUUUAACCACUUAUUUGUAAGUCGAAAACAAUAAUUAAUUAAUUUUUGUAUACAAAUUAUUUUUUUUUAUUUUUUUGUUUCCUAAUUAAUGACGUAUGUGCAAUAUGUACAUUAUAGUAUAUAGAUAUAUAUUGGUCAUGCGUAUAUAAUAGGUGUUUAUUUGUUUUUAUUUUUACUUGUAUAUUAGAUUAGUGGGCUUCAAAGUUUCGAUGGUCCGCACAACUAAAAAGGUUGGGAACCGUAGUAAUACUCCAUUCUAUUUACAAAAUAUUUAAUAUAGGGUUCCACUUGAAAAUCAAAAAUAUAUCUAAUAGUCGUGAUUUCAACCCCCAAAAAUUACGGUGAAAAACAAAAUGGUAAUUUAACAUUUUAGAGCGACGUGUAUUUUUUACAUUUUCUAAAAAACUAAUUCUGAAAAAAUUAGUAUUGCACGAUAAAUGAAUCACUUUCUAUACCCAUCUAAUGACAAAAAUAAUCGGGUUAGCAGCAAAACUCAUUUUUACCAUUUGAUACCUUUGGACCACUAUUUAAUAAAGUAAAACUAUAGUUUUUACUUACAACACCUACUUGUAUAGUUCCAACUUAUUUAGAGUCUACAUAAAUUAAUUAUGUUUAUAAAUGUACCUGAUUAUACUACUAUUUCGAAUUUCGAAAAGGUUUGAAAUACAUGCACGAGAAUGGCUUCAUUCACAGAGACAUUAAACCGGAGAACAUUCUGCUCAAAUCGCGGGACAAGUUAUUGAAAAUCGGCGAUUUCGGGACAGCGUGCCAUGUGACGGCGGGCUAUCCUUUUACGGAAUACGUGGCGACACGGUGGUACCGGUCGCCGGAAUGCUUGCUGACACGCGGCUGGUACAGUACGAAAUUGGACAUCUGGGCAGCUGGGUGCGUGCUCUUCGAAAUGGCUACCGGCCGGCCGCUUUUUGACGGCCAAGACGAAAACGAUCAGAUGGAAAAAAUCGAUCGGGUAUUAGGGCGCCCGGACGCCCGGUUGUUGGGCAAGUUCAAAAAACAUAGCUCGGACGUAUUCGAUAAACGGUACAAUAAGUGUUCCGCUGUCGCUGUCCCCGGGGUCGGGUUUCAAACCGUCUAUCCGCCGUUCCGGUCCGCGUUCGAACUAAUGAAAGCCAUGAUCGUCUACGAUCCGGUCAAGCGGUACUCGGCUGACCGGCUUUUGCGUAUGCCGUACUUUUGGGAGAUGAAAAAUACAGUUUACGACUACAAAAUGAGAAAGUUCCAAGAGACAGUAAUAAGGAACAGGCAGACGGACAACAAUAAUUAUAUCCCGGAACAAGAAAAAGUAAGUUUACAUUUUUAUUUACGUAUCUAUAGUUUUCGCACUUUUUUGAAAAGCCGGCAUCAUUUUAUUCAACUGAUUAAGAAUUAUAUUUAAUGAGAAAUUUGUAUUUUUGUUGUGGGAUUACCUCAUGGUGAUUUUUUUUUAUUAAAACUAGACGUAAAUACUCACAACCUACUAGAUAUAUUAAAACAAACUAAAAAUACUAAAACCAAAAUCACUAAAACCGACUGGAUACUUGCAGAAUAUAUAAACAGGAAGUACCUAUACUUCGAGGAUAUUAUAUAUACCUAGUAACUUUUAAUUUAUUGCCCGGAACACAUAGUUUGUUAUUAUUAUCAUUUGAAUAAUUUUGUGAAUCUUAAAUUUUCCAAAAAAAAAAUCAAUACUUUUUAAAAUACAAUUUUUUAAAUAAAAGGAGUUUUUCAGUUGAUUUUAUACAAUUAUUAAAAUUAUUAUUUUAUAUUAUUAUUGAUGUUUCCAUAACCCUUUCUCUGUGUCAAAUUGUUCCACAAACUACGAUCACAAUAAUCUACCUUUUUACCAUAACCACUUUGUUAUUGUUUUAUCGUUAUCUUUAUGUUAAAUAAAUAAUAUUUAUAAAAUAAAUGACAAAAAUUAGUUUCGCGAAAGUACACUACUUACCUACUUACAUUAAAAUACUAUUUUUUUACUCGUAUCUUAUUUAGUCGAAUCCAGCGAAACAAAUACAUACGCCGAUGAAUAAUAAACAAGAAGCCGGAGGAGAUCGUGCACAACAAAUUCAUCCACAGACUAAGGUUAAGGGUUAUUGCGAAAAGAUUGAACAGGAUCUAUUCGUACAACAAUACAACAAUAAUCAAUAUCAAGAAGUCAAAAUGCCCUCCUCGGACAGAAAUCGAAAGCAAAUACCGAAUACUAAUAAGUCGUAUUCAAAGGCUAAUACGAAAAAUAGUUUCCUGUCGAAAAAACAGUCUACGGUUUCGGUACCGACGCCAAACACAGUAGUAGUAAUAAAAAUGAAUCUUAAAAGUAACCAGAUAAACAGGCCACCGUUCAAAUGA
Molecule: messenger RNA, 4392 nt
Organism: Cinara cedri
Lineage: Eukaryota; Metazoa; Arthropoda; Insecta; Hemiptera; Aphididae
Source: the annotation of a GenBank genome assembly